This is a messenger RNA of Prorocentrum cordatum, 9600 nucleotides long. The record is from the annotation of a GenBank genome assembly. Lineage: Eukaryota; Dinophyceae; Prorocentrales; Prorocentraceae.
AUGCGCGCGACGCAGAGGGAUAUCCAGAGGCAGCAAGGUGUCGACGCGCUGCGGGAUGAGCUGCUGGUCAGAUCUUGUCCGGAGGAUCUGCGCCUGCGCGUGGUGGGCGAGUGCCUCCAGCGGCGCGGAGGCUGGCCCGCCGAGGCAGCAGACCUCGGCGGCGACGACCUCUGGGCGCGCCGCUAUUUGCACAGCGCGAUGGCCCGAAGGUACGCCAGCGCCUCCACUGGCGAGCAGCUCUUGCCGGGCGACGUGGCGCGGUGGCAGCAGCUGCUCGACAGGAUCCCGGAGGCGCAGCGGCCCACCUGGCAGGCGGACCCUCUGCGCCAGCAGUUGCAGGCCUACUACGAGGAGCAUGGCCACCUGAACGUGAGGCCCUCGACCAGGAGGGCCGACGAUCCCGAUCGCCUUCUACUCGAAGCUUUGAAGGUCCUGCGCCGCGCACGGCUGGAGGAUGUCAGGGGCGAGCGCGGCCAUCUGCUGCGCCGGCAGCUCUCGCCCGGGGACAUGGCCGCGUGGGAGACGGCGGUCCCGGCCAACGUGUUGUGGGGCACGGUGCGCCAGGCUGAGGCGUAUAUCCCUGGCAGCGCUAUUCUCGGCAGCCGGUGCGAAUGGCCCAGAGAGCCCGUCUGCUGCCAGCCGUGCCCGUGCUAUCUUUGCGGCCAGGACUUCGCCACGAAGCAGUUGUUGCAGGAGCACUGGCGCGAGGAGCACGUGAACCUGCCCGAGGCCGAGCGGGGCUUGCUGGCGCCGCGGCGAGUGGAGGAAGAGGUCCGAAAGAGAAUCCUUGCGGACGAACAGCUGGAGGGCCCCUUCGAGGUCCGGGGCGCCGAGCAGCGCCGCGCGCUCGGACGCUUCGCCGAGAACCAGACGCAGAGCCGACCGGGGGGUGCGUGGGCCGGGCACUUCGAGAGCCAGCAGACCGCCCCGACCACCUGCCGCGCUCUGAGCGGCUGCGUUGUCUGCGCGCGCUCUUUCUGGCUGGAGGACCUCUUCGACGCGGACUUGUUCGUGGAGCCCGUGGACCCCGAGCUGGCAGCGGGCGCCGGCGAUCCCGCGGCGGACGGCGCCCAGGGGCACGGCGCGGAAGGCGUGCCGGCGGACGCGCCUGCGCGUCACCCCCGGGGGCACCCGGAGCCGCCGCCCGCCGAGGACGCGGCCCCGCCGCGCCGGGCUCGCUUCGCGGUGCGGCCCGAGGCCGCCGCGAAAGUCCACGCGCUCCUCUCCGUGGAGCGCUAUGCCGCGAGGUGGCCGCUGAUCCCGCGGCACGAGCUGUGGGCUUCCAGCGUGUUGCACCCGCGCAGGCCCGAGUGGCGGUGGCUGCUGCACGUUCGCAGGUUGCCCUGCCUUAGCCUCGACGAGCACGGGCGGGCCCCGCUAGUGAAAGUGUGUUUCGAUUGCGGCGAGACCUUGGAGGGCGGGCCGGCAGUGAAAAUGCCAAUGUACGCCCUGGCGAACGACAACUGGAUCGGCCGAGUCCCUUUUCCUCUCCGGCCUGGCGGCGAGCCGUUGCGGGACAUGGAGCUGCGAUCGCUAGCCAGGGGCCGCGUGUGCGUGAACAAGAUCAUCGCCGAGCCCGAGAAGAGAGGCCCUCGAGACGAACGGCAGGGGGGGCUCGUUGGGAACUUUAUCUGUUUCCCGCAGGCGAAGGCGGCGCGCCUGGAGACGUCUCGCAAGGUGGAUCUCCUGCGCAGCGCCGAGCUGCCCGCCCCCCCUCCCGAGGCGCAGCGAUUCCUCGCUGAGUCCGUCGUCAUUGCCCUGGCAGGGGCCGACGUGGACGACCUCAGCAAGGCCCGGUGGGCCAACGUGCGCAAGGGCGAAUACAUGGGGGCCGCCAGCUUCCUGACCUCCCAUUCGGUCUCGUACAACGACAUGACCUGCAACCAGGACAGGGCAGACGCCGUCAUGAGCGACGCCGGCGCCGUCCCCGAGGCCGUGCGAAGCAUUGCAAUCCCCAUUGAGGUCUCCGAGCAGCUGAAGCACCGGCUGGAGGGCCCCGCCGACGCCUGCGCCGGGGCCGACGAGCAAGUCGUCAGGGUGGACGGGGAGGAGUGCGCGUCCGAGCACGAGGCAGAGGAAGAGGAGGGGGAGAACGAUCUCAACGCCGCGCUGCCCGACCCGGACUUCCCCGCCGAGGCGCUCCCGGCGAUGUCUUUCUGCGCCGAUGCCGCGACCGGCGGCGACCUCGACGAGCUCCAGGCGAUCCGCAAGGUGCACGGUGAGCUCGAGGCUCUGCAGGAUUCCAUGCGCGAGGAGGCCUCCGGCAUGGGCUACCCGCGCCGGCGCCUCAUCAAGCAGCUUCAGGUCAGCGCCAGAGGCAUGCUGGAUCGCGGCUUGGCGGACAGGAUCCACCACCACCACAAGACGGUGACGGCCCUGGAGGAGACGGGCCAACGGGCGGCGGCUCCCGGAGGCGCGAUGGAAGGGUAUGCCCAGGGCACUGCUGCACAGCCGCUCUCGAUGUACAGCCCCGAGCUCUGGUCCAUGUGCUUCCCCGACAAGUUCCCGUACGGCGACGGCGUGUUCGGCUUGUCCAGGACUGCGCCCAUGUCGUUCCAUCAGUGCACGUCAAUGCACUUGCUCCGCGAGGAGCUGGUGUACCAGGUCACGCCCGAAGAUUUGGCCGCGGCCGCCGCUUGCAAGGCGUGGGUCGAGACCGCCGCGGACGGGCCCGGCGCGACCGGGCAGUCUCGCCCCUCCGGCGGCUCCUGCGUCUGCCAGCAGUGCAGAGAGGCGUGCCGGCGCUACGUCGCGCCCGAGCAGCCGCGCUGGGGGGCCGACCGCGAUCUCAUCUGCUGCUACUACGACGCCGGGCGCCGCAUCGAGCAGAUCCGCAGGGCCAGGGGCCACGUGCACAGAACGGGCUUCCAGGAGCGCCUGGAGAAGAUCUGCGCGGCCUCCACGGAGAAGCUCGAUGCCGCCGUGCAGAGCCUAGGGCCGAAUGCGUCCCUGAAGGACGCGAUGCGGUCCCCCGCCGUGGACCAGGACGUCAAAGACGCGCUCUCCGAGCUCAUGGUGUUCACCUCAGAAGUUCUCGGCUCGGACGGCGCGCGCGCGAAAUUGCGCCACGAGCAGAACGGCUUCGCCCUCAUGUUCGGCGGCGCCGGUGGCUUUCUGACUCCGAACGUCGCGGACGUGCGGAGCCCCAUCUUGCUUGCCCUGCACGCGGCGGGGGGCUGCGAGACCCGCGCCGUGGACCUCCUCGCGGAAGCCCCGGACAUGCCCUCCGCGCGGAAGAUGCUCCAGAUCGUGGCGCAGGACCCGGUGGCCCAGGCCCGCUUCUUCAUCUUUAGCAUGCAGCUUUUCUGCGAGCACGUGCUGGGCACCGGCCCCUGGGACGGCAGUCUGCGCCACAACGGCCGUUGCGAUGGGGCGGCUUUCCCCGAUGGCUUCGCCACUUCGUGCACGGGCGGAGCCUUCCUCAUGUUGGCGGCGCUGCACGGGCCCAUCGAGGAGCAGGCCCGGCUGUCCAUCCACCCGCACAUCCUCCUGAGGUUCGUGCACGCGCAGUCCGAGCAGUGGCUCCGGUGCGUGCUCAACAGGGAGACCGAGGAGAUCCGGCAGCGGCUCCGCGUGUGGCAGGAGAAGACCUUGGCCGCAGUGCAGUCCAUGCAGCUGGACUCAGCGGCCGUGCUCCCGCUGCUCCUCACCGACGACCCCGACCGGGCGCCCGAGCCCAGGAACACGCCCUUCUCCGAGAAGCUGCAGCGGGAUUGCCGCAUGGAUGGGGAGCUGGAGCACGACGUGGACGAGCCGGAGAAACGGCGCGUCUUCUUGGCCACAGAGCCCCCAUUCGAGGACCACCACCUCCGACGGCAUCGGAUGUCCUUGGCGCCCGAGGCGCGACCCAUGAGCGAAUACAUGGUGCCCCAGACGGGCGCCCAGCUCUGUCGCCUCGAGCACUACAGGCUGCUGCGCCCGACCACGGGCGACGACCUGGAGACCGCGGCGGGCCGGAGCGCGGAGGCGGCGGCCUGGGCCGCGCGCUACGCCGAGGAUUACCGCCAGGACAUCGCCGUGGGCCAGAUGCACCAGCACAAGGACACGUGCUUCAAGUACGUUGUCGAGAAGUCCAUGCGCUUCGCGCGGCACUGCCGCUUCAACUUCUGCCACUUCGUCAAGCUCUGGCUCCGCGUCGGCGACGGCGGGGACUCCUCGGCGCAGCAGAAGCGCUCCAAGAAGCUGGUGACCUUGGCGCGGACCGGCAAAGACCUCGUGCUGCCGCGGGGGCCAGGGGAACCGGAGCCGGAUAUGUUCCCCCUGGACGAGGACGGCGCGCCCGUGCCCCUGCGCCCCGGGCGCAAACUCGGCCCGGUCGUCAACGUCGAUCCCGACCGUGGGAAGCUGGGUCUGGUCAUGCCCAUUCGCUGGAACCCGAUGGAAGGCAGCUCCAACGGCGUGGCCCAGACGGCGCUGAACUGCAACGUGGACUUCCAGAGUAUGAUGCGCACUUUCGUUGACGGAUUUGAUGUCCAGAUGCGGGACAGGCUGCGCGACCCGCCCCUCUCGGCGGACGACGAGGCCUCGCUCGAGGCGGAGGAGGACGAGAAGUUCGAGGCAAGCUUCGCCGCGAACAUGGAGAAGCUUGCGGCCGCCCGCAAGAGGGCCAACAAACCAGAGCUGGAAUAUGAGGAGGCGGAGAUGAGGCUCCGGCAACAGCGAGCCGCUCGCAGGGCGGCGUAUCUGAGGUUGGGCCCGGCCGAGCGCUUCAGGCGCAGUAUCAAAGCACUGACCGUCACCAUUAUGAGGCAGUCCGUUCAGGCCAUGUUCUACGCUUGCGACUACUCCACGAAGCCGAACAUGACCUGCGCGCCGCUCCUGGUCGCGGCCACCGCUGCCAACCAGGCCAUCGUGAAGGGGAACUGCCUCAUGGUCAUGCAGAUGCUCACCCGACGCGAGGUGCUGCGCUCCCACUCCACCUGGCAGUUGAUGAUGAAGAACGCCAUGUGGCUGGCCUUCGAGAGCCGACGAAUUCGGCAGGGGUUCGACGAGCGCGAGCAGCUGCACGAGGCCACGGUGCUCCUCGACGCCGCGGAAGUCGCGGCCGCGGGCGGCGCGCCCACAGACGAUCUCUUCGCGGCGCGCGGGGAGCGCGGCCCUUUCUUGGCCGAGGAGGCCACGGACGAGCCGCAGCAGAGAAACGCGGGGGUCCGCCUGAAGAGCAACAGCUACUACGACGACUACUUGCACCGCGGCUCCGCCGAGUUCGGCGCGUCGGGUCGAGCGGCGAAGACUCCCCUGGCCUCCAUGUCGUAUUACGACUACGGCAUGUGGGUGCGCGUCGUGCCCGGGGACCCGAACGCCCUGGCGCCAGACGAGUACGCUUUCGCCGGUCACUACGGGAAGCAUGCCGACUACGUCCAGCAGCUGCGGGCCGCGCCGGCCGCGCCGUACAUCUCCGGCUUCACGAUGCCGACCGAAGAGAAGGACCCGGAGACGAACGCCUGUUUCAAGCAGGUGUUGUUGAGGCCGCAUGCGUGCCCGGGGCCGGACAGCUGUCGCCAGGUGCACUUCGCCCAGCACUUCUGCUGCGCGUCCCGCAGCAGGGAGGGGGGGCGGGCCAGGGGUCGCGCCCCUCUCUCCUUCCUGGGACCUUGGCGCGCGUAUCGCGCCGAGCAGCUCGUCCUGGCGAAGCGGGCCGACCAGGCCCUGCAGCGCUCGCGGCAAUGCCCCGUGCUGCACGACACAACCGCCAUCCGUUACUGGCAUCUCCCCGGCACCGUGCGCGGGGGCCCGGUCCACGAGAGUUUCCUGCCGUUGCUCUGCGGCGGCCGCCAUGCGACGGAUCCUGGUUUGGACGGCACGUGGUGCCGCCGCCGCGAGAUCCCGACCCCCGUCGCAGGCGCCGAUCUGCAGCGGCCGUCGCGCGGAGCGGUGUGCUGGCGCAUGGCCCUCCCGGUGGACCUCGCCUGGGCCGUGCUGCGCUUCGCGGGCGACGUCCGCGGCGACGACGGGCGGCGCCUGGGGGUCGCCGGCUCGGAGGAGGAGCGCGCUCGGCUCGACGAGCGGGCGGCCCUCGAGGGCGAGUCGAUCGCCUGCGCCUGUCCUGGAGUUCACGACGACCAGCUGACCCCCGAGAUGUUCUUCGCUGUUCGGCACGUGGAGGUGGCCGCCCGCCUGGAGUACAUGGCCGAGGCCCGCGGGCUGCCGAAGCCGGCAAGGGGGCCCAGCGACGCGGUGGCGGAGGAGGAGCUCGGCGGAGAUCGCUCCGACGAUGACGGGGUCUUCGGCCUGGACGAGGCUCUGCCAGGUGAAGAUUCCUCCGCGGAGGAGCGCCAGGAAGUGGCAGACGCGCGAGAGGACAAGGAGGGCAUGAGACCUCGCUGGAGGCUGGCAGAGGACGAGUUCGACGACGUCGUGCACCGGACGGCGGCGGCCCAGGCGGCUAAGAGCAGUCGCGUGGGAGCGCACAAGAAAGCCUUGAUGGAAACGUUCUUGCAGUUGCAACGCCGCGCUUACGCCUGCGUUCGGCAGCCCUGCGCCGUGCCCGAGCGCGCCCCUCGGCUGGCGGCGAUGACUCCUGCUGACGUGCAGACCGCCAAAAAGAACCAGGACGCGAUCCGCGAACAGAGGGCCGCCCAGGACGACAAUCUGGAGGCCGCGGGCGCGGAUCUGCCCGUCGCCGCGGCGGCCUUCUCCGACGCGCCCGCGCCGUCGAGGCGCCUCGGCCCGGAGGAUGUGCCGAUCUCCCCGCUGCAGGCGGCGCUGACCCUCAUCGCCGAGUCUGGGGUCUGGAAGAGCAAGGAGCAGUACCUGGUGACGCUCUUCCUCCUUCAACCGAUACAACAACUGUGGCAGAAGGCCCUUGAGACGGACGGCUUGGACAGCUUGUCCACGGCCGCGGGCCUCGCAGCGGCCUCGAGAGACGUGCAGGUCCGCCGCGUCUUCCUGCACGGCCCGGGGGGCUCGGGGAAGACGUAUUGCAUGACCGAGGUGGUCAACAAGGUGGUCGUGCGUGUCUUCGGGCACAGGGGGCUGAAGCUCGUGGCCGCGGCCAACAGCGCCGCCCGCAUCCUCGGCGGCAAGACCAUGCACGCGGCGGCGAAGCUGACGCGGAAGCAGUCUCUCGCGGCGAGUAAAAUGAAACCCAACACCAGGGCGAAGAAGAAGUUGGAGGCCGAGUGGGAGUACCUUGUGCUCCUCCUCGCCGACGAGAUCGGCCUGGCGUCCCCCCCGCUCCUUGCGGGCCUGAGUCGCCGCGCGACUUUCGGCCGCAAGGACUUGCUGCGGCUGUGCGUGGCGAGGGCCAUCGAAGAGCCCUUCGGCCAGGUCCCCGUGCAGGCCAUCAUGGGCGACUUCAUGCAGAUCAACCCGGUCUGCAUCCACACGCUGCUGGAAGCCCUGCUGGCCCGCGCGCGCGUCCCCGGCGUGCCGCGGAAGAUCACGGACGAGGACGAAGACGGCUGGAAGGUCUUCAGGAAGAUGGCCUCCGACGUGGUCGUCUUCACUGGCACGCACCGCUUUCUCGACGAGGACCUACCGCUGCUCUUCGAGGUCAUGCGCACUCCGGGCGGGGCGAGAGUGCCUGACGACUUGCGCGCGAAGAUCAGAGAUCGCGUCCAGCGGGGCCCCGACGACCCGAGGAUGUCCAUGGACUACGAACUGGAGGGCGUUCGGGGCUUCUUCGCCCUCGGCGCUCGCGCGGCGAUCCAGUGGGAGCAGGUCGCGCGCCUGCAGCAGCUCCACGUGCUCGCCUCCGCGAGGGUCUGCCCUGGCCCCAGGGCCUUGCUCAACGGGGAGGACGGCCGGCCGGAUCUUCGUCGCCACGGCUUCAGCGCGGCGCAUUCGGGGGCGCGCGGGCAGCUCGUCCAUUAUUUCCAGGCCGUGGACCGCUUCAAGCACCACCAGGACCGAGACAUGUACCUCGAGGCGCUGAAGUUCAUGAACCUCUCCAAGAGCAACGGCCUGCCGGGCAUGUGCGCGGCCUACUUGGGCAUGCGAGGGCGGCUCACGAAGAAGGUCAUGGGGCCGGAGCUGGUGCAGGAGGCCACGGGCGAGGUCGUGGGCAUCCGCUUUCACCCGCGGGAGCGAUUCGGCUUCGGGGAGAAUCUCGGCGGCGAUCUCGACCAGGUGGACUACACUGGCCUGGGCAAGCGGGGCGUGUUCCAUCUGGAGCCUGUGCAGGACGAGUGGGAGUUGCCCGUCGCGCGCGUGCAGACGGUGAAUCACCCGGGCGCGCCUCGGGCCAAGCAGUUCGUCGUCAAGAGCAAGCAGAAGAAGGGGCUGCAGGUCGCGCGCACGCAGCUCAGUUGGGCGCCCGAGGACCAGCUCACUUUCCAGAGCAUCCAGGGCCGCACUAUCCGCGGGCCCGAGGGCCAGCCCCAAGGUUUCGUCGUCGACCUCUUUCGGCCUGGCACGAUGCAGGGCGAGGAUCGCCGGGGGGAGUACUUCCAGCACGUCUGGAUGAUCCUUGGAAGAGCCAGGAAGCUGGAGUGGAUGCUGCUGCAGAACUUCCCGCUCGACGAGAGCACCGGCGAUCUGGACUGGUCGAUCCUCGAGCAAGGGCCGCCGGACUACCUCGUCGAGUUCUUGGGCGCGGCUGCGACGCUCAGCAGGAGGACUUCGCGCAGGAUGCUGCGCGCGCAGAAGGAGCUGGGGGCGCCGGCCUGGGAGGACGUGCCGGAGUGCCCGCUGGACCCCGACCGCCAGGGCAGAUUCUUGUAUAUCGCCGAGGACUGGAUCAGGGCGGGCGCCGCCUGCGCCCGGCCCGUCGCAAGCGCCUCGGCCGAGGCGAGGCCCGACGCGGCCCCGCGGAGGAGACUCUGGGGCAAGAGGCCGCGCGAGGACCUGCGCUCGAAGACGGACCGGCCGACCGCGCCGCCCGACGAGCCCGGGGGCGCUCCGCUGCGGCGGAAGCGGUCGCGCGGCGAGGGCGCCGGGGACGAGGGCGAGCGGGCCUGCGCGGUUCCUGGCGCGGCGCCAGCCUCUUCGACGCAGUCGAGUCUGCCGUCGGCGCCCUCGGCCAGCGCCGGCGGCUGGCAUUGUUCCUUGCUCGGCCGCGCCAUCGGCCGACGAAGGAGCGCGCCCGCGUGGUUCAACAAUCCUCUCAUGGGCGAGGUCGAUCCCGCGUCCGGCACCCAGCUGGGCCUCACGUGCGGUUUCUUCGCGGUGAACCAUUGCCUGGGCCACGCGGGCAUGCCGCAGCUGUCGGCCGAGGAGUUCCGGCAGGGCGCGGGAGACGGACUCUACCCCGAGGGGGAUUUCGACGACGGGGGGUUGCGUCAGAACCUCGCAGAGCGCGGGUGCCAUUUCGAUUUGUUGCAGGGCGCGGACCACCAGGACGCCAUCCUCGCCGUGGGGGACUCCGACAGCUGUCUGGCUGUCUUCAACGGCAACCACGCCUUGGGUGUCAUCCUGCACCAGCCAUGCCCUCGACAUUGGAUCGCGCUCGUUCGACCUCCAGAGGCCGUUCGAGACGGCGACGCCGCCUGGCUUUGCGACUCCUUGCACUCGGCGGUCUUCGCCCUUGAAGCCAGCGAGGUGCAGGACCUCCUCGGCCACGUUGGCUCGGCGCAGAUGGGCGCCGCGGACAGGGCCGGGAGCGAGCUCGACCGGAUGAGGGAGAUCUCCGACUGGUGUGCCUACAGAGUCCACCGCUGA